Molecule: messenger RNA, 1848 nt
Organism: Salvia miltiorrhiza (redroot sage)
Lineage: Eukaryota; Viridiplantae; Streptophyta; Magnoliopsida; Lamiales; Lamiaceae
Exons: 8
Coding region: 464-1399 (311 amino acids)
Source: RefSeq, a predicted model, not a curated record
AGAAGAAAGAUGAGAAAUAUCUAUGCAUUGCAUUCCAUCCCACCUUUCCAUACUUAUAUAUGUCCAUUUGAAUAAGCCAAUAAUAAUAUUAGUGAAAUUAUAGAUACAUAAUUUUAUAGGAGUAGAGUAGUAUGCAAUAAUUACAGAGCAAAAGAGAAAAAGGCUCUCCCACUUAUAUACUAAAGCUAACACCCAUCGCUCCCCUGCUCAAAUCCCCUCUCCUCUCCUCCUUCUCUCUCUCUCCUCUCUCUCGCACACUCACAAACACAAACAGACAACUGGAACUGGAAGGGCGCUUUUCUGCUUUCUAUUGCUAUUGGAAUUGGAAUUGGAAUUGAAAUUGUGGCGGUUAGUAAUGCGACCAAUUAGAAGCAGACCCCAACCCCAACCAAGAUGUUCGCCAUAAAAUCCAAGUGGAGCUGCGAUUUUUUAUGAUUCUUAACCGAGGCGAAUUGACAAGCAUAUGGCGGGUGAGUUCAACCCCGGCUUUCACCACCAGGGCGCGCUCUACAAAUCCGGCGGCGGGGGGAUGAGCAGCAGCAGCAGCGCCGGCUCCGGAGGGUACGACCUGAUUCCCAUGGCCAAUUACUACACUAGCCCCGGGGGGACCUUGAAUUUGGGUGCUGUCGAUUCCUCUGCCGGGGCGGUGCAGUAUUUCUCGCCGCAUAACAACUCCGCGGGCCCUUCGUCGUCGUCGCUUUUGCUGGACUCGGUGCCGGGGUUGAAGCACGACACGGGGCUCGCGGUGGAGUGGUCUGUUGAGGAACAGUAUAAGUUGGAGGAAGGUCUGGCCAAAUAUGCGAAUGAACCCCAUAUUCUGCAGUAUAUUAAGAUAGCUGCUUCCCUCCAUGACAAAACUGUACGUGAUGUCGCUCUUCGGUGUAGAUGGAUGAUGAGAAAGCGAAGAAAACAGGAGGACCCAAGCUUGGGGAAGAAAAUGAAGGACAUGAAGGAUAAAUUAAUGGAAGCAUCUGUGAAGACUAAAGUCUCCUCAGCUCCGCCAGUGAACUUGCCUGCAUAUUCUUUACCUUCAAUUCGUCAUAAUCAGAGUGAUUACAUAUUUUCAGGGGUACUUAGUUCCGGAGCCAGGCAUCUAUUGGAAGAAAAUAAUCAUGCUUUUGGUCAAAUAUCUGCAAAUCUUUCAACUCUCAAGACUCUCCUGAUCUUGACAUCCAUGUAUCAGUUGCAGGAAAACAUUGAUCUCUUUUUUCGUACGAGGAACAACUUAACCACAGUUUUGAAUGACAUAAAAAACAUGCCUGGGAUUAUGAGUCAAAUGCCACCACUUCCUGUUGUCUUAAAUGAGGAACUUGUUUGUAGUAUUUUUCCACAUUCAUCUCAGUGCAUGACAUUUGGUGCUUCAAGUUCAAUACCUCUGAAGCAGGAGCCAGGGUGCUGAUGAACAUUUAUAACUCUGGGUCGCACCAGUCGGGUCCUUGUAAGUAUGGAAAUUGUGCGUGAAGGUGCAAGAAGCUGGCAGAUUUUCCAGCUUUAGUGUACGUCUCCAAGAGAAUAGUGCAUCGUGCCUCGUUGAUAAGAGGUUUUGGAAGGUGUGGGAUUGUUUAUGGUGGAGCAGUGCAGAUGCAGAUGGUGGCAAAAGAAACAAGAUGCCUUGUUUCGGAAGCAUGAGAUGAGAAAGUGCACUGAAUGGGCUAACUCGUAGCUGCUGCUGCUGCUGCUACUUUCUUCUGUAUGUAAAUGUACACGAAAAUAGAAACUAGUAUCUGAGUGAAUGGAUUUGCUAGCCAACCUUCAAUCAUGCUUCUAUUGAAGUUGUAAUUUAUUCCCAAUAAAUAUGUUAGUCUGAUUUUGGAGGUGAUUUUGUCAAUGAGAAUGAAAAUUGAUUCA